Molecule: messenger RNA, 348 nt
Organism: Solanum stenotomum
Lineage: Eukaryota; Viridiplantae; Streptophyta; Magnoliopsida; Solanales; Solanaceae
Exons: 1
Coding region: 1-348 (115 amino acids)
Source: RefSeq, a predicted model, not a curated record
AUGAGUUCACCAGAGAUGUCCAUGGAAACAAUUGUGGAAGAUGAAGAUUCCUUUGUUUCUGAUACAGAUGCAAUCAUCUAUGCCACUUCUGAUAUUUCAGGCUGGACUCACAGUUUGAUCUCAGAUCACAAUAUUCCUAAUUCGUUGUCUUCAACAAGUGUAGACGAAAACAACCACAACCAGCAGAUUUCUACUGCUGCCGGUGGUGAUGAUGAUUCCAUGAUUGCAUCAUCAAGUGCAUCUUCCAACUGGCUUAUGAAUAAUAAGCAAAUUGAUGAUCAGAAGGAAAUUAGGAUAUUUAAUGUUGAUUUCAGGGCACUCUGCAACAACACUUGCGGUGGAUCUUAA